Messenger RNA from Leopardus geoffroyi (Geoffroy's cat), 2558 nucleotides. RefSeq names its product spermatogenesis associated 22 (gene SPATA22). The transcript is spliced from 9 exons. The record is from RefSeq and is a predicted model, not a curated record. The coding region runs from base 1279 to 2301 and encodes 340 amino acids. Gene Ontology annotation, biological process: homologous chromosome pairing at meiosis; gamete generation; regulation of meiotic cell cycle. Lineage: Eukaryota; Metazoa; Chordata; Mammalia; Carnivora; Felidae.
GUAUUAAAUAUCAUAUCCUUACAAUAAAGUAACCUCCAGAAAAGAAAAUGUUACUAAGAAAAUCAUAGAGAAAAUACAUGUACAGUACAGCACUCUAAAAAAUCCAGCUAUAAGUGGACCUGCACAGUUGAAAACUGUGCCGUUCAAGGGUCAACCGUACUAAUAUGUUUCAUGGUCUCAUAGUCCUAGGCCUGUAGUAACAACCUUCCCUCCAUCUGUAGACCCUCCGCACAUUUCUGUUCACCUCUCCCAGGCUUCAAAUGGCCAGAAGAUAUAGUAACAACAUAACAUGGCCUUUGACUUCAGACAGAGCUAGAAUUACUAUUCCUGGCCUAUAGUAAGGACUCAGUAAAUGGUAGCUACUGUUAUUAAUUACGGGCUAACAUUUACCGAGCAUUUACUGUGCCCCAGGGCUGUUCAUUUUUCUCUUUUAAUAGUUUUAGGGGAACUGAGUAAAUAGUUAUACCUGCUUUACUGAGAAGAGAAGUGUAGGUGUAGAGGGGGUAAAUAACUUGCCCAAGAUCAGAGGGCCAAGAUCAGAGGUGUCUGGCCAGCGCCAGAGUUCCGGGUCAUUGCGGCAUUCCAUUUCCUCUCCCGGGCCUUGAACGCCCUUUCCCUCCACUGAGCUCUCGCACAGUGCAGUCCCUGCUCUUAGAGUUGCAGGGCCCUCCUAGUAACAGGGGCCUCAGCGCUCCAGCCAGCCAGCCGCCAGAUGACUAAUUCCCAGCCCACACGAAGCAAAGUCCAACAAACCUUAUGACCUGCUUUUCAGGCCCGAGGCCUUGUUAUUCUCUUCUAGGCGAACCUCCAAUGUCUUAAAAACGUUUCAGGUUUUAGAACCUAAAAAAAUGUGUGCGCUGGGGAAAGGGUAAAGAGGAGUGUUGGGCCACCAGUCGUGGGUACAUCUCAGCGGUGAAUAAUAGAACGGCUCGUCCCUAGAGCCAUCCGGCGCCUCGUACCUCACAGCUGCGAGCAGGAAGGACUGGCGCGUGAACAUCUUUCUCUCACCGUCCUCUGAAAGGAUUACGCCACAGCACCCGAGCCCCAGAGGCAUGUGGCUCCUGCGCCUGCGCAGUGGGCGGCGCGGGUGCAGGUGCGCUUGCGCAAAGCUCGACUUCUCGCGCUUCUUCAGAGGCCGGGAAGUCGGCGGUAGCUGACUGGGCUGUGUUGGCGACGUCGACGACGACGACGGAGCGAAGCGAACGGGUUUAGUCAGACAACUUCAUUUGUAAAUUUGGAGUGCUAAAGACAAAGUUACAGAUUUUAAUAUUGAAGGAAAUGAAGAGAAACCUAAAUGAAAAUUCAACUCGAAGUACAGCAGGCUGUUUGCCUGUACCAUUGUUCAAUCAGAAAAAGAGGAAUAGACAGCCAUUAACCUCUAAUCCACUUACAAAUGAUCCAAGUAUCAGUACUGCGUCUGACAGUUAUGACUUCCCUCCUUUACCAACAGAUUGGGCCUGGGAAGCUGUGAAUCCAGAGUUGCCUCCUUUAAUGAAAACACUGAACACAGGGCAAAUGCCACAUUCAGUUUCUCCUCCCCUGAGAAGUCAAGAUUCUAUGUCUAAGUCUAUUCAAUCAAAUACUGAAAGAAGCAAGAGUGGUUGGAGCUACAGAGAUGACAACAAAAAUACUAGCUGGAAAACUUGGGAUAGAAAUGAUUUGAGGCCUCAAUGUGAAAGGACAAACUUAGUGGCAAAUGAUGGAAUAAAUUCUUGUCCAAGGAGUUGGGGAGCUCAACAACAGAAACAGUUGAAAAUAUCUGAACCUCCUAACUCAUCUCAUCAAAGAGAAACUGAAGUACUCAGACAAUCACAUUCAUCAAAAAUACCUGGCUCCACGAGAGGUCUAGACAAAAACAAUGCAUUACAGGCAUUUCAGUCUAAUUUUCAACAAAACCAAUUUAAGAAGAAAAUGUUGGAUUAUAUUCCAGAAGAAAGCACUCUCAAGGAAGACUCAUUGUAUCAGUUAAAGCUUAAGGAAAAAGAUAAUUCUUUAAGAAUUAUAUCUGCAGUUAUUGAAAGCAUGAAGUACUGGUGUGAACAUGCACAGAAAACUGUACUUCUUUUUGAAAUAUUGGCUGUUCUUGAUUCAGCUGUUACACCUGGUCCAUAUUAUUCAAAGACUUUCCUUUUGAGAGAUGGGAAAAAUACUCUGCCUUGUGUAUUUUACGAAAUCUGUCUGGAACAGGGCAAGAUGAGAGUGUGUUUGAUGUCCUCAUGGUCCAUUCCGAGUAAAGCUGUUGAAGAUAUGAGAACAGUCUGCCAAUGCCAACAGUCACCCAGUGUUGCCAGCAGAACUUGAUGGUAAACGUAGGGCAAGCAACCCACUGUUGAGUUCCGAGGCCCUGAAAGUAUUUGAACAGUUGAAGAAGCCUUGCUGGGAGCAGUGUGGUUGAGACCUGGCAUUACAGUUAAUGGGGAAUUAAAGGAGAACAAAAUCUUUUGAUAGGAUUAAGUCUCUUGAUGGAGUCCUAUGAUUUCCAUUUCACUGUGAUCUAGAGAAUGAAAGUAUGCUCACAUCUGGAGAGGGGACACAAUCCAAUUUUGGCAGAUCCUAGC